This is a messenger RNA of Hepatospora eriocheir, 2538 nucleotides long. The record is from the annotation of a GenBank genome assembly. NCBI's taxonomy places the organism in Eukaryota, Fungi, Microsporidia, Hepatosporidae.
AUGAACGAAGAUAUAGAUAAUUUAUUUGAUAGUGAAAUAUUAGAGAAUGAAACUAAAUUAAAUAUUGUCAAUAAAGUUGAUGAGCAAGUAAAGACAUGUAUUUAUGAUGAGUUUGUGUUGAAUAAUACGAAGCAUGAGGUUAUAACACCAAUUACACUUAAGAACUAUAAAACAAUACCUAGAGAACCAAAAGUAACUGCCAAAGAAUACAAGUUUGCACUAGAUACAUUUCAGGCAUUAGCAAUAUCUGCUAUUGAGAAUGAUAGGAGUGUUUUAGUCAGUGCUCAUACAUCAUGUGGUAAGACUGUAGUUGCAGAGUAUGCUAUUGCACAAUCAAUAAAUGAUAAACAAAGGGUAAUUUAUACUUCACCUAUUAAAGCAUUGAGUAACCAAAAGUUUAGAGAGUUACAGGAAGAGUUUGGAGAUGUAGGUUUAAUGACAGGAGAUGUUACACUAAAUCCAGAUGCCACAUGUUUAGUAAUGACAACGGAAAUAUUGAGAAAUAUGCUUUAUAAAGGAUCAGAACUUACUAGAGAAAUACACUGGAUAAUAUUUGAUGAGAUUCAUUAUCUUAAAGAUAAAGAAAGAGGUGUUGUUUGGGAGGAAACAUUAAUAUUAGCACCUAAACAUGCUAGAAUGAUAUUUUUAUCAGCCACGAUACCAAAUGCUAGAGAAUUUGGAGAAUGGAUAGCAACUAUAUGUGAACAAAUAGUUCAUAUUAUUUAUACAGAAAAAAGAGUCAUUCCUUUGGUUCAUUACUUCUACUCAGCCGAUGAUCAGUUAAGGGAGAUUAAAAGUAUUAGUGGUAAGUUUAAUUCAGAUGAGUUUAUGGCUUCACAAAAUAAAACAAUAUUUAAGAAACACAUUGCCAAAUGUAUAAAUUCGCUGUUAGAGAUGAUUAAUGUACCAUGUGUUAUAUUUGUAUUUAUAAGAAAAAGAGUUGAAGAAUUAGCUUUUCUUAUUGAAAAAGAUUUUCUUAAUGAAGAAGAAAAGUCAGCUGUUAGAACAAUAUUUCAUAAUGCUAUUAGUUCAUUAAAUGAAGCUGAUAGAAAUUUAAAAGGCAUACAGAUGUAUUUACCACUUUUUGAAAGAGGUAUCGGUGUACAUCAUUCUGGAUUGUUGCCGAUAAUUAAAGAAAUAUCUGAACUUCUAUUUCAAGAGUCGUUGAUAAAAGUUUUAUUUGCAACGGAAACAUUUAGUAUUGGACUUAAUAUGCCAGCAAAAACCGUUGUAUUUGCAACACUAAAAAAAUUUGAUGGAAAGAAUGAAAGAAUAUUAACAAGUGGUGAAUAUACACAAAUGAGCGGUAGAGCAGGGAGAAGAGGAUUAGAUGAAGAGGGAACAGUAAUAUCACUAGUAACAGAUAAUUUAGCAAGUAAAUCAAUUGUUGAAAUGUUAAAUAAAGGAAGUGAUAAAUUAACAAGUUCAUUUAGAUUAACCUACAAUAUGAUACUUAAUCUUAUGAGAGUUGAAGAAUUAGAUCCUUUGUAUAUGCUUAGUAGAAGUUUUUAUCAUUUUCAGGCAUAUAAAAAUUGUUUAGAAAUACAAGAGUCAUUAGAAGAACCAUUAAAUGAGUCCUCUUAUACACCUGAAAUGUUAAAUCUGAAUAGUUUAUUAAAAAAGAGGGAAGAAUUAAUUAGUUUAAGAUGUAAAGAAAUAUCACAAACACUUGAUGAUUAUAUUAAAAUGAAUCAUAGAGUGGUUGAUAUCACUAUACCUAGAAAUGGUGUACCAUUAAUUAUAAGAAAUUGUAUUGUUAAAGAAUUUAUUCAGAGAGAUGAUGCAGAUUAUGUAAAUCUUUUUAUAGAAGUAGGUGAUGAUAUUGAAAAUAGAGAAUUUCCAGUAGAUUAUAUUUCAGCAGUAUAUGAUUUUAGGGCUAAGGUUGAAAAGAAAAUGUUUAAUAGAGACUUUUCAUUAAUUACGUUUAACUCAAAUCAGGAUUCUAAAAUAGAAGAAAUAGAUAAAAAGAUAGUUAAUUUGUUGAGACGUUCAGGUAUUAAAGUAAACAGUGUUAAUGAUAUAUUUAAGAAGUGUUUAAUUUGUAAUAAUGAAACAAAGAAUUGUUUGUUACUGAAUUCGUCUACUAAAGUAUGUAAUUUAUCAGAAUUUAUCUAUGAAUAUACACAAUGUAUUGAUAAAGUAAAGCAAAAAGAUAAGUUAAAUAAUAUAGUUAGUUUAAAUAUAUUUGAAUUGAAGAAACAAAUAUAUGAGAACAAAUUAAAUAGAUUAGAAGAACUAAAAGAAGUAUAUCAUAUGGAAGAAUGUAAAAAAAUGAUAAAUGUACUUAGAAAAUUAGGACAUUUAGAUGGAAAUAUUUGUACAUUGAAGGGUAAAAUGGCAUCAGAAAUAUCAUCAGCAGAUGAAGUGUUGUUAACAGAAGUGAUAUUUUCUAGUAAUUUUAAUGAAUUAUCACUAAUAGACAUGAUAGCAUUACUGAGUAUUCCAAUAACAGAGAGGUGUAGAGAGGCUGAAGAUUAUCCAGUAAGUCAAGAAAAUCAAAUAUUAAUUGAUACGAUAUUCCAUCCAUGUAUUAAAUAA